Messenger RNA from Pseudogymnoascus verrucosus, 1017 nucleotides. RefSeq lists its product as uncharacterized. NCBI's taxonomy places the organism in Eukaryota, Fungi, Ascomycota, Leotiomycetes, Thelebolales, Thelebolaceae. The transcript has 4 exons. The coding region runs from base 1 to 840 and encodes 279 amino acids. The record is from RefSeq and is a predicted model, not a curated record.
AUGGAUAUAUUCUACGAUAUCGCCGUAUAUAACGGCCAAGGAAUAACUACCCGCCGCGUCUCGCUAGAGGAAGUAAGAUGCUUCCUCCUGGGUGCACCUGACGAUUUUGAACUCGCUGGGAUAGCCAUCAACGCUUUAUAUCAUAUUACCCAUGAACCCAUAAGCGACAUGACGGUGAUAGAACUCGGUAAUUUCUUCACCGUGUUGUGUGACAGGCACGAUUGGCCAAUACAACCUAAUCCAGGACUAACGCUCACUUAUAAUCGAUACGUUCAGGUUAUGGCGGUUGUGCAAUUACCAAUCAUUCCUGACAAUGUCCCUCUCUCAAAAGCCAACCAGUAUACCUACUUCCGCGACUGCAGACACCGAAAAAGACUUAAAGACCGCUGGGAAGCGGUCAAGGCUGAGUAUCUAGCUCAAAAUCCCCAUAUGACAAAUCCUGGGGCCCAGCCCCGACGCAUAUAUGAAGUCCGCCGGAAAAUGGCUCAUGACCUUGGAUGGGUCCACGAAGACAGAUUUCACCUCUUCGAGGCCCCGCCUCGCCCCUUGGAAGAGUUUUACCCAGUGUUUCCCCGACCCCUAUGGGAUAUGCCAUUUAUGGGUAAUCCUGGAAUGGAAUUGCCUAUGUUGCCACGCUUCAACGGACGAAGGGCUCUUCCAGCGUCAUCGGUACCGCGGGCAGCAGCGUCACUGUCGGAGCUGCGCAGCCUGGACCAGCCAAUAGUGAGGCCUUUGCAGAACGGCGCAGACCAAUUUGAUUCGGCGACUGCUAGCUCAGGUACUGAACCGCGGACGAAUGCGGAUUUGGAUAGUAAUGCUGCGACUGCAGGAUCGGAAUAGAGUGGAAUGUAAGCAUGAUUUGGAGUUGGUAUGAUUGUCGAGGUUUGAAAUUAAAUUGCUUUGAAGGGUUAGGUUUGUAUACUUGCAAGGGAUUGAAGCUGUGUUGUUUUGAAAAAUGUCAGCGGGGUUCAAAGGUGUUGUUUUCAAAGUUUCACUCGUUAUGCCUUUAUAUUUUUU